GCUGUCGCCAUUCGAGCUGAGCACUCCUCCCCACACUGGCUCUGUUCCGUACUGACAGGGCGUCCCUUCCUGAAAGGGGGCCCUUCCAUCUCAAAGCCCCUCAUCAGUGUCAGGCUUCCUGUUACUAUCAAUGACUGUCUCCCCAACCCUACUCCCCAAAAACCCAUACUGUAAGUAGCCUAUAUGAAGAGAACUAAAUAAUCCUGCCUGUUACUCCCUUCCUUGGAGCCAGGACUUUGCCAACUGUCUGAAGAAUCUUCUCUUCUGGAAGUGUAUCUAAAACAUUUUAAGAAGAGGUGUAGGAUACAGGCUGUAAAUGAGAAGAGGGGGAGAUUCCUAGAAGCUGCCUGUCACAGGGUAAGGACUUGGGUUUGUGACCUUUGCAAUAGUUCAUACCCCAACUUUUGGCUCCUCCAGUCUGAUCCCAAGUUUAGAGAUCCUUGGCAUCAGCCUACCUAGCAGCUCUUGCUACCUCCCUAGGAGAGUCCAAAGGCCACUGCUCUCUGCUGCCCCCUUCUGUCACCCAAUCAGCCUGGGACCCACUAACUCCUCAAGUGGUGAGAAUCAGGGACUGCCAGGUGGGCCUGCCUUCAGUUAGGGACUGGCCCCAGCACCAGAAAGGGCAACACAAGAUUAAGCUAAAGAAAGAGACAGCCCAGUUUCUGGCUGGGGCCAAAGCUGACUUUCAGCCUGGAACUAUCUCUGCUACAGCAGACUGUGGCUGGAGAGAAGACUUGGCCUUAAAGGGGAGAGAUGGGAGCACACCCAUAAGCAUUUGCUUUCUGCCUUCCAAAGGCCUCUGGACUGAUAAGUCCAGGAAAGACCAGAAAGUAUGUAGCACACAGCCAACUGAUGGAGAAGGUCUAUGACAAACCGAGAUAUCUGGGAGAUUUCCUUGGGAUUUCCUCAGUGGCUACACCCAAGCCUUGGGGCACAAGUCUGGACUGGAGGGUGGGAGAGGGAAUGUAAGGCCCCUGGUACCAAAAGUUCAAGAUAAGUGACCUCUGGGCUAUGGUCACCUUCAAGAAAGCACCCAAGCUCUUUCCUUACAGUGUCCACAUCAAAGACCCCUUCAUCCAUCUCUCAGACAUCUUGGGGUUUAAAAAAAAAAAAAAAGGCCCUUUCAAAUGUGAAGUGCCCUGUCCAGCCCUGGGCUGACCCUUCACCAGGAUGUGAUCAGAAAACCUGAAGAUCCUGGAGAAAAACUCCAGGGAGGGACCUUCAUGCCUCACCCUGGACAGAAGGGAGAAGAGGUUCGAAUUUUCAGCCUGGAGGAUGGCUAGUCCCUAAUUUGGGAACUGAAGGCCCUCCUGAUUGUUGAAGCAGCCCUGCAGCAGAAAGGGCUGCCCAAAGAAAGGCAUAAGCCCUAGAGAGUGGCUGACCCUAGAGCAGGAAACUGCAAUAAGACAAGGGCUGGAUUAGUGCAUUAUGACUUAGCUUAUUUCAAAUACUGAGCAGGACUUGCAGAUUGAGACCAGGAGUGGGAAAUUCUUCAAGGAGCCAGGGGCACUAAACUCAGCAGCAUACCCCCACCCUAGGCAGUUCCCAGCUUCCUGGAAAGGACUGGAUAAAGAUGAAUAGGAGCUUUGCAUUGCGGGGAGUGGGGAAAGAAAGGAGUGAUGGACAGGUAUGGGAUUAGGAGAGAAGGGGCUAUAGCUGGAGGGUGGGAUACAGAGGGUGUAGGAGUUGGACAUGAGGGUGUUACUGAACCCAGGUAGGGAGUGGGGAUGUUCCUCCAGGCCCAGGAAGGAGGCUGGAAUUUGAGUAGAACAAAGAUGUUCUUGAGUCUUGAGUCUAAUGUCUUCAACAAGUCAGGGACUGUAUCUGGAGACCUCCAGGUCCCUGCUGGCAAGAGGUUGGCAUUCCUGGAACAGGACUAGGCAAAAACAGGAAGGUAAGAUUUACUCGGCCUUUUACCUGUUUUGACAACAGCAACCUAGCACCAAAGAACUUUUAUCUUCUUUAUCUACCCCACCUUUCCUCUCUGUCUCAUCAUCCUGGGGAAAGCUGCCCAACCUCAGCAUCUCCAAAGCACCCUUACACUCAUAUACCCAUAGCCACAUAUUCACUCCUUGAUUACUUGGUCAACCUCACAAAGUCAUACUCAUGAUCAGACAACCAUAGACAAAAUUAUAGAGCCCCAGUUUUACUCAAAGUCCCAUUCCCACCCAGUUGUGUUUUCACAGUCAUCUAAUCACAUGCAAAUUCACACUAGCACACACACAUUCUGAUGGGGGAGUUGUGGGUGGGGUGGGAGCAGAGGACAAGCCAGCACCAACUUGCCUUCAUCUUCUCCCCACUUCCUGCCCUGGCCUGCCUGUCUUAUCAGGAGAAACUGAUGGGAAUGGGUCCCUAGAGCAGGCCCUUCUUGGAAAGCCAUUCUCAGACAAGCUACUGAGGAACGUCAUCCGGGUGGAUGCUGAGGUGGUGUCUUGGCUGCGGCCAGCCACAUUCAGAGAAACUGGGGGAAGGUAUAUGAGUGUGAAUGUGUGGCUAUGGGUAUAUGAGUGUGAAUGUCUAUCAUUAGAUGCCACUGUGGAUGGCUGACUGUCCUUACUCACUGUUCCAUCAGUCCCUAUAUCACACACUAAUCCUUCCCCCAGCUUGGCUGCCCAGAGCUUAGGAGCCCAUGGGAAAUGGCAGUCCAAGAUGAGGAAGGGGUCUGUGGCAACAGGCUAAGAAUUAGGGCCCAGAAGUGUCACAGGAUACGCAAUACUUCUCCAACUGCCUCUGACUCACCUAGUGCCCCAGGUAAAAGACACCCAGAUAAAAGGUAGGGGAGGAGGAGGAGAAAGAAGGAAGAAUCUAGGCUGAGCAGUAUGAAGGGACCCUCAACCUUCUGUAGCCUCCUGCUGCUGUCACUGCUCCUGGGCCCAGACCCUAGAGCAGCAUCGAUACUGCCACCCAGCACUAGCUGCUGUACUCAGCUCUACCGAAAGCCACUCUCAGACAAGCUACUGAGGAAGGUCAUCCGGGUGGAACUGCAGGAGGCUGAUGGGGACUGUCACCUCCAGGCUUUCAUACUUCACCUGGCUCGACGCAGCGUCUGCAUCCACCCCCAGAAUCGCAGCCUGUCUCGGUGGUUUGAGCACCAAGAGAGAAGGCUCUAGAGGACUCUGCCAAACCUAAACCUAGGGAGAAUGGGCUGAAGCCCCCACUAGCAAAAAUAAUAAAGCAACAUUGGAUGAUAAUCUCUAAGUAUAAUCUCCAAGAACUUCCUUAUUCUCUUUAUUCACACCUGCACAAUCCCUGAAAUGGGAAAGGCCAACAGUCAAGGACCCACACACACUCCCCAGGCACC
Sapajus apella (tufted capuchin) is the source of this 3301-nucleotide messenger RNA. RefSeq names its product C-C motif chemokine ligand 27 (gene CCL27). Gene Ontology annotation, biological process: positive regulation of T cell chemotaxis; immune response. The coding region runs from base 2820 to 3110 and encodes 96 amino acids. The record is from RefSeq and is a predicted model, not a curated record. The transcript has 3 exons. Gene Ontology annotation, cellular component: extracellular region. Lineage: Eukaryota; Metazoa; Chordata; Mammalia; Primates; Cebidae. Gene Ontology annotation, molecular function: chemokine activity.